Messenger RNA from Gordionus sp. m RMFG-2023, 1156 nucleotides. RefSeq names its product plancitoxin-1-like. NCBI's taxonomy places the organism in Eukaryota, Metazoa, Nematomorpha, Gordioida, Chordodea, Parachordodidae. Gene Ontology annotation, molecular function: deoxyribonuclease II activity. Gene Ontology annotation, biological process: apoptotic DNA fragmentation. The coding region runs from base 105 to 1139 and encodes 344 amino acids. The transcript has 7 exons. The record is from RefSeq and is a predicted model, not a curated record.
UUUUCAUAUAGCGAUUGUAUCUUUUAUAAAAUACAUAAUAAAUUCCUUUAAGGUUUAUUAUCUACAAAAUACCAAAGAUUGAGAGAAGUACGGAUGAAAUAUUGAUGGCCGGACUGGGCUACACGUAUUUGGACAACGAAAACAUUGAUUGGAAAUAUCCUGGGAAAUUUAUUAAAGAUGAGGAUAACGCUUUAGCGUACACUAUGAAACAAUUGUAUGAUAAUAGUUUCUCAGAGGAUUUCAUGUUUCUAAGUUACAACGACGAAAGUCCUAAUGGAAAAGAACACGAAUCUAUGGGACACACAAAAGGUGUCUUGAUGUCCAAUAAAAGCACAGGGGCUUGGUUGAUACAUAGUUUACCCCGUUUUCCUGCCGCGGUUUCCCAAAAUAUGACAUCACCCAAUAAACUAGGCGGAUAUAUUUAUCCACCAAACGGAGCAUAUAAUGGACAAGUUUUUCUUUGUGUCUCCUUUGAUUAUUCUCAAAUUUUCACUAUAAGUCAGUUGAUAUACUAUGACACUCCUUACAUACACGACAAAAAUGUACCCGAUGAGUUUAUGGUAGGAAAUAAGUAUCUCAAAUGGCUGAGCCAAAAUAAGGAUAUUACGACGGAUAAGAAUCCACCUUGGACCUUAAUCAAGACCUUUCAUUCUUUGAGAAAUAAGACUCCUUUUGUUGCUUUUGCCAAAUACAAGAAAUUUGACGCCGAUAUAUACAGUGAUCUGAUAGCUCCUUAUUACCAAUCUAACCUGCUUUCUGAAACUUGGCAACAAGACACCAAACAUGCGCUAAACUCUUCUUGUUUUAGGCACCCAACUGUCCAAAAUAUCAAAGGAAUUUCUUUCAAUAUCAAUUCCAAUGAUAACAAAAUUUCUGAUUCUCAGAGGAACAUAUCUUUUUCCGAAUUCGUGGAUCAUUCCAAGUGGGCAGUAACUAACCCAAAAUCCUUUCCCGCCACCAGCAAAAUUCACAAAAAUUCCAAUAUUAAUAAACCAGUCGUAUGUAUCGGGGAUUUAAAUCGGGAAUUGCAUCAAGAAAAGAGAUCAGGGGGAAUGGUUUGCACAGAAAAUCUUCAGUUAUGGAAUUCUUUUAGACAGAUCAUCAACGAUAUAGAAGCUUGUCCUUUGCGAAGUGCUUAAAAUAGUGUUAAAACAUG